GUGUUGGUUGAAGGAAUACAAGGUGGAGGCUAGUAUGGAGGUUGGCAUGGCAAAGAAGCGCAAGUUGGAAGACUCUGUGGCCCAGGAGAGCCCCCUGAAGAAGGCAAAGCCGCUGGUGCCGGCAGCAGCAGAGUCGCCUGCGACGGCUGCGACGGCUGCGACGGCUGCGACGGCUGCGACGGCUGCGACGGCUGCGCCGAUGGCGAGUCCGGCAGAGAUUGCAGAGGCCCGCAAAGCGAGGAGGAAGGCCAAGAAGCUGGCCAAGAAGGCUCGCAAGUCUGGCGUCCGCCAUGGCGACAUUUCCAUGGCUCCGAUGGCUCCGAUGCCGCUGCCUGCGGGGGCCGGCGGGGCGAUUUCCUUGACGGGCGAUGGACUGUUCUCGGCAUCGGCGUCGGCGUCAGCGGCGGCAGCGGCCUCCAUCCUCGGCCCGCCUGAGCUCGAGAUCCGGCAGACCAAGCUCAAGCGCCGCGGAAACGGUGGGAGCGACAACGCGCUGGGGCUCAUCAAGCCGUUUGACGUCCAGGCACUCAUCCUCUGGGUGCUCGGGCAGGGCGCCAUGCCGUCGUGGAUCUUUGUUCGUAACAAGUCGCGCAUCCCGCAGGUGGUUGUGGUCAUGAUCAACUCGCUCGGGCCGGACGCGUACCUCGCGCCGACGGCGUCAACGACGAUGCCGCUGCUGACCUCAACGUCCGCUUUUCCGCACGCCCUCGUGUCGCGGGCGCCCGGAUCGCGCAAGCGGGUCUACUCGUUCCUCAACGAGCUGCUCAACAUCCCGGUCAAGGCCUCCAAGACGACCAAGGCUGACAAGGCUGCGAAGAAGCUCAAUGCUCGCAGCUCGCUCCUGACCCGCGCGCUCGCCGGCCCGCUUCCGCUCCUCUACUACUGCCUCACCGACGAGGACAGGAUCGCCCAUGAGUACCCGCUUGACGGCGCCGCCGCCAACGAUCCCGAGUUCCGCUCGACAGGCUCGAGCCGACCGCCCGAGCCUGACGCCGUGGCCGAGACUCCCGACGCAUACCGCUCCCCAGUCCCGAUCUUUGCCCUCGACUGCGAGAUGGUGCGGACCGAGGGUGGUGAGCUCGAGCUUGCCCGCAUCACCGUCGUCAACUCGACAUUCGACGUUGUGUACGACGAGUUGGUUAAGCCGACCAACCGCAUCGUUGACUACGUCACCAAGUACUCGGGCAUCACGCCAGCUAUGCUUGCACCGGUGACCAAGCGGCUGGUAGAUGUGCAGAACGAGCUGCUCGCGCUGGUACCGUCCGACGCUGUCCUCGUCGGCCACUCGCUGGAGAACGAUCUCCGCGCCCUCAAGCUCAUCCACCGCCGAGUCAUCGACACUGCAGUGCUUUUCCCAGACUCGCGGGGGCCGCGCCACAAGCGCUCGCUCCGCUCGCUGGUAGCCAAGUACCUUAAGCGCAACAUCCAGACUGGUGGCUCCGCCGGGCACGACAGCGCCGAGGACGCCCACGCUGCGCUCGAGCUCGCGCUCCUCAAGAUUUCCGAGGGCCCGGACUUUGGCCAGUACCUGGCCGACUCGGAGUCGAUCUUUACCCACCUUGACCGGUGCUCCGCGCCCUCCGCCCUCAUCGACCGCGUCUCGCUCGUCAACGCUCACACCGCCGGCUCGGUCGACGCCCUGCCGUGCACCAACGAUGACGAUGUCCUCGCCGCCACGCUCAAGGCCAUCGGCAAGACCUCGCCGUCGCGGGCAGGCAAGCCCGGCUACGCCUUUAUCUUUACCCAGUUCCACGAUCUUGAGAGCCACUACCGAGCCGCGGCAGGCAAUCCGGAGCUCGACGUGGCCACGGCGCGGCCGAGGGUGCUCGCAUCCAUGGACGCUGCCGUCGCUGCCAUCCACGACGCGCUCCCGCCCAACGCGCUGAUGGUUGUCGUCGGCGGGCACUCGGACCAGAACGCGUUCAAGGCGCUGUAUGCCGCAUCGCGCGAGGCUGCCGACUGGACCGCCGACGACGAGGAAGCGCUCUGCGACGCCGCCUCCAAGGCCCGCAAGGGCAUGGUGCUGCUCGGUCUCAAGGACCCCGUCUUUACCAUGGCGUUGACCACAAAGGCAAGCUGCUCGGGCGCAACCGUCUUGUUGGCCGCGAGCACAGCCGCAGCCGCAGCCGCAGCAGCCGGCAGAUCCCCGGUCGGCAUCGCCUGUCCGGCCGGCACCGUCUUGCUCGCUCGUGCCGACGAGGUGACCGCGUAGCCGAUCCACGGCGAGAUGCCGCGGGCCUUGGGGAGCUCGCCCUCUGAGCCGAGCACGUCCGUGAGCCCGACCGACUUGCCAGUAAAGCCAGCACCGAGACGCA
Messenger RNA from Thecamonas trahens ATCC 50062, 2315 nucleotides. RefSeq names its product RNA exonuclease. The transcript is spliced from 2 exons. The coding region runs from base 35 to 2212 and encodes 725 amino acids. Gene Ontology annotation, cellular component: nucleus. Gene Ontology annotation, molecular function: exonuclease activity; nucleic acid binding. The record is from RefSeq and is a predicted model, not a curated record. NCBI's taxonomy places the organism in Eukaryota, Apusomonadida, Apusomonadidae.